This is a messenger RNA of Durio zibethinus, 2234 nucleotides long. RefSeq names its product U-box domain-containing protein 15-like. The record is from RefSeq and is a predicted model, not a curated record. Gene Ontology annotation, biological process: cell surface receptor signaling pathway; protein ubiquitination. Gene Ontology annotation, molecular function: ubiquitin-protein transferase activity; protein binding. NCBI's taxonomy places the organism in Eukaryota, Viridiplantae, Streptophyta, Magnoliopsida, Malvales, Malvaceae.
GGUUUUAUGUUCCUUUGAUUUCAUUUCCCUCAGCCCUCUUCAUUCAUGCACCAUAUGGUGAUUCAUGUUAAACAUUUCUCAUCUCUUUCAGAAAACCGUGAUUGGAUUAUUUAGUCAGCUGGCACAAAAGAUCAGAUACUAGUUAAGCCAUGGACGAAAGUCCCUAGCUAGUUCUCUAGGGAAGAGCUAGCACAAACGGCAGAUGGUAAUGGAUGGAGAGAGAGACGGAGAUGGUGAAGAUGGAGCAGGGGAGACUAUGGAGGAAGAGGAUAAUGGAAUGAAUACACCAACAGCGCAAGAGGAAAUUGAUAUUGUUGAGGACACCGUGAGUCUGAUUGAAUAUGUUGCUCGACUUGGUGAUUACCGAAGGACGCAAAGAAAAGAAUGUUACAGCCUCGUUAGGCGCAUGAAGAUUUUGUUGCCAUUCUUCGAUGAGAUUCGGUACCUUGGUUCCCCGAUUACCGCCAAUGGUAUUGUUUGCUUGUCAAAGUUGAACAAAGCACUUCGUUUGGCAAAGAAACUAUUGAAAACUUGCAAUGAGGGUAGCAAGAUUUAUCUGGCGUUGGAGAGUGAGGCUAUGAUGAUCAAAUUUCACACUGUUUACGAAAAAUUAACCCAAGCUUUGGAGGAGUUGCCUUUCGAUGAACUUGAAAUAUCUGUCGAAGUGAGGGAGCAGGUUGAGCUAAUGCUGACACAAUUAAGCCGAGCUAAGAGAAGAACAGAUACGCAGGACAUAGAACUGGCAGUAGAUAUGAUGGCAGUAUCCUCAAAAACUGAUGAAAGGAAUGCUGAUAUAGCCAUAAUAGAAAGGCUAGCCAAAAAGCUAGAUCUACAUACAGUUGAGGACUUGAAGAUAGAAACUAUAGCCGUGAAGAAUCUUGCUAAAGAAAGAGGCCAGACUUCAGAGUCUACACAGCAAAUUAUAGAACUCCUCGACAAAUUCAAGCAAAUUUUAGGCAUGGAAGUAACCAAUGUUCUUGAUGAUCCUGUCAUGCCUAAUAAAAUGUUGGUGAAGUCCUAUUCUUUGGUGAUCCCUCAUGAAUUCCUCUGUCCAAUCACACUUGAAAUAAUGAGAGAUCCUGUUAUUGUCGCGAGUGGACAGACAUUUGAAAGAGAGAGCAUACAGAAGUGGUUUGAUUCUAACCAUCGCACCUGCCCAAAGACAAGGCAGACUCUAGCUCACUUGUCACUAGCGCCAAAUUAUGCCCUCAAGAACCUUAUCACACAAUGGUGUGAGAAGAACAACUUUAAUCUCCCCAAGAAAGAGGAUCUUGCAUCUUCCGAUGGCUCCUCUGUUGAACACAGAGAGGAAAUCUCCUAUUUGGUUGAAGACCUAUCUUCCAGUCAAUUAGAAGUGCAGAAAAAGGCUGUAAAGGAUAUUCGUAUGCUUUCCAAGGAAAAUCCAGAGACCAGAGUUUUGAUUGCUAGAAGUGGGGCAAUCCCACCAUUAGUGCAGCUGUUGUCCUAUCCAGAUUCUAAAAUUCAAGAACAUGCUGUGACAGCUCUAUUGAAUUUAUCCAUUGAUGAUUCUAAUAAGAAGCUCAUAACUACUGAACAUGCAAUACCAGCUAUAAUAGAAGUCUUGCAAAAUGGUAGUAUGGAGUCAAGAGAGAAUUCUGCUGCAGCUUUAUUUAGCUUGUCAAUGCUCGACGAGAACAAAGUAACAAUAGCUCUGGCAAAUGGAGUUCCCCCACUGGUAGACUUGUUGCAGAACGGGACAAUUAGAGGUAAAAGAGAUGCUGUCACUGCACUGUUCAACUUAUCUCUCAACCAAGCAAAUAAGGCCAGGGCCAUUGAUGCUGGCAUUGUACCACCUUUACUGUUGUUACUGGAGGACAAGAAACUGGGCAUGGUUGAUGAGGCCCUCUCCAUCUUCUUACUUCUUGCAACUCAUCCAGAGGGUCGGCAUGAGAUUGGACAGCUUUCAUUCAUUAGAACUCUGGUUGACAUUAUCAAAGAUGGAACCCCCAAGAACAAAGAGUGUGCUACCUCGGUUCUGCUUGAGUUGAGUUCAAAUAAUUCAUCUCACAUUCUUGCAGCCCUUCAAUUUGGUGUAUAUGAGCAUUUGAUUGAGAUCUCGCAGAGUGGAACCAAUAGAGCACAGAGGAAAGCAAAUGCUCUUUUGCAGCUUAUGAGCAAGUCUGAACAAAUCCCAUAAAUCUUCUGAUCAAGUGCAUGCAAUCUCAGUUCUCAAUUAAUUAGUUGUUUAUUAAGCUUUUUCCCUUCAUUUUCAU